This is a messenger RNA of Drosophila takahashii, 1705 nucleotides long. RefSeq names its product tektin-3-like. NCBI's taxonomy places the organism in Eukaryota, Metazoa, Arthropoda, Insecta, Diptera, Drosophilidae. Gene Ontology annotation, cellular component: nucleus; microtubule cytoskeleton. The record is from RefSeq and is a predicted model, not a curated record. Gene Ontology annotation, biological process: cilium assembly; cilium movement involved in cell motility.
GAACGGAACCAAAAGUGAACAAAGUUGCAAGGCAGUCAGUUCGGUAAUAUAUAUACUAACCAUCCAUCGACCAAUGCUCUGCUGGGCCAACGAGGAUCAUUAUUUGAGCCAACGCUACCCGAAUCCGCAGCAAAAGGCGCCCGAAACGCUGAAGAACCUUCUGUUGCGAUCCAGUGUACCGAUACCAUGGAGCCAGGCGGGCGCUCCGCCCUGCAUGGAGCCCGUCAUGGGACCCUCGAUCCCGCCCAGAGUUGGCGCCGCCUACGAGACGCCCACGAAGCAUCCGUGGCGACCGGCGAUGGCCUAUGAGCUCAUCCAGGUGAAGCACCUGCCCGAGCAGCCGGUGACCAACCAGCUGACCAAGCAGUGCUUCCUGCCCAAGGGCAUGAAGACGGACGGCAUGAUCUUCCCCAAUCUGGUCACCGGAUUCGAUCGCAAUCCCCAGCACGCCGCCCGGGCGGCCCUCUAUACGCGUUACACCAGCAACGAGUGGUACAACAACAACAUGACCAAGUACUCCGAGUCCAACAUGAACCGAAACUUGUCCGAGCGCAUGCGCAAUGACGCAGUGCGUCUGAUGCGGGAGGCGGACGAGAAGGCGACCUCGGGCCAAAGGGACGCCGGUCGGCGGCUGGGCGAGCGGAUCACCGACCUGACCUUCUGGCGCAACGAGCUGAACGCCGAGCUGGAGAAGCUCAUCGCCGAGAUGUCGGACAUCAACGAGCUGCAGCGGCAGUGCGGCAAGGCGCUCCUCGACCUGGAGAUCCCCCUGCACAUCGCCCAGGAGUGCCUCUUCCAUCGCGAGUCGCGCCAGGGCACCGAGAAGGUGCACGACAUCGUCGAGAAGGCGCUGCUCGUGGAGAUCAACAAUCUGAGGAAUUCGCGCGACCGACUGGGCGGCCUCCAUGAGAAGAUCUCGAAGCAGGCGCUCGACUGCCGCGGCGCCCAGCAUCUGCUCGAGGACGACGUGGCCCACAAGGAGUCCUCGCUGGGCAUCGACUCGAUGUGCCACCAGCUGAACAACCACAGCCGCGGCAUCACCUACUACGGCGGCAUCGAGAAGUUCGAUCCCUCGGUCAGCACCCAGGAGUCGUGGGCCCAGGCCAGCAGCGAGCACGUUCGCCGUUCCCAGGCGGAGCGGGCGAAGCUCUCCCAGCUGCGCAGCGAUGCCCAGAGCGUGGUCAACUCGGUGGCCACCACCGUGUGGGACUUCUGGAGCAACACGAACAACGCCUUCGACCGGCGCUCGCAGGAGAUGGCCGAGGCGAAGAACCGGGUGCAGCUGCAUCUGCAGAAGGUGCAGCAGGAGCUGUUCGACAUGGAGAAGCAUCUGUUCCUGCUGCAGAAGGCCAUUCAGGACAAGUCGGGCCCACUGAAGGUGGCCCAGACGCGGCUGGAGGCCCGCUCGCAUCGCGAGGGCGUCGAGCUGUGCAAGGACCAUGCCCAGGAUCGGCUCGUCCAGGAGGUGCAGGACAUCCAGGGCGCCGUGGAGACGCUGCACCACAAGCUGCAGGAGGCGGAGGCCACGCACCAGGGCCUCCUGAAGACGCGCUGCACCCUGGAGGUCGAUCUGCGCAACAAGGUCAACGCGCUCUUCAUCGAUCGCGAGAAGUGCAUGAGCCUGAGGCGCUCCUUCCCGGUCAGCAAUCUGAUCAAGUACUGAUUCAGUUUCGGACUACGGAUUCCGAACUCCAGACUCCGAACU